CAAGCAGAACCAAGAUGAGUUUUCUUUAUGGACUGCAGUCUGCCACAAGAAACCGUUUCCUCUCUGGCUUGAACUCACUGGCCAACAGGAGACAGUGGAACACAGCAGCAGGCUGGCCACAAGCACCGAGGCCCUUGGCCGUAAAUGCGGGUCAUGGACAUAACACUGGCAGUCGGUGUCACUCGCUGAUUUCGCUGCCUGGAGACUUUCAUUUCUGUAGGACUCUCAGUAACGAAAAGUCAGGGUGCCUCCCAAGUGCCCAAAGCAGGAAAGUGCGGGUACUUACUUACAGACAUACUGCAUGGGGUAACGCUUUUUCAAGACAAGGAGCGAGGAAAGAGGCUGGCAUCCCUGUGCUCUCAGCAUCGAGUCCUCCGAGCUGCCCUGCGGAAGGAGCCGCCAGGCGGUUCCACAAGUCUCCACCGGUUCAGGCCGCCCCGGUGCCGCUCUUGCUCCUCAUUCUGAAGCCAGUGCAGAAGCUCCUGGCCAUCAUUGUGGGCAGGGGCAUAAGGAAAUGGUGGCAAGCACUUCCUCCCAACAAGAAGGAGCUAUUUAAAGACAGUGUGAGGAAGAAUAGGUGGAAGGUGCUCUUUGGGCUGAGUGCGUUUGGACUGCUGUUUGUAGUGUUUUAUUUCACCCACCUGGAAGUGAGUCCUGUCACUGGAAGAAGCAAACUCCUGCUGCUGGGGAAAGAGCACUUCCGACUUCUGUCAGACCUGGAGUAUGACAUGUGGAUGGAAAAAUUUAAAAGUGAUCUGCUGCCUGAGAGAGACCCUCGAUACCUGACUGUUAAGGAAGUGGUGAAUCACCUAACACAGUGCAAUCAAGACGUCCCGGGAAUCCCUGAGAUCAACUGGGCGAUUCAUGUGGUCGAUUCCCCAGAUGUCAAUGCCUUUGUGCUUCCAAACGGACAAGUGUUUGUUUUCACUGGGCUUUUGAAUAGCGUAACUGAUGCGCACCAGCUUUCCUUCCUUCUGGGCCACGAGAUCGCACAUGCAGUACUUGGGCACGCUGCAGAAAAGGCUAGCAUGGUCCACUUGCUGGAUUUCCUCGGUAUGAUUUUUCUCACAAUGAUUUGGGCUGUUUGUCCACGAGAUAGCUUGGCAGUCCUGGGCCAGUGGAUACAGUCAAAAUUGCAGGAGUACAUGUUUGACAGACCAUACAGUAGAACGUUGGAGGCUGAAGCUGACAAAAUUGGACUACAGCUUGCUGCAAAGAUACAUUGACAAUGAGACAGGUUAACUCCUGGCAACACCCAGCCCACCUCAAAGAAGAUGAUGAGCAUCAACGAGCCUCCUAAUGGAGAUGGCGUCAAUUGUGGCAAAGCAGCCACUGGGCAAAAUGGCCUCAUUUCUGCCAUAGACAGAAUUCUGCCUAAAAAUGGGCAAGCUUGGAUGCAGGCAGAGUCGACAGCCAAACUCUGCCAAGACAGGGCAUGUGUGGAUGUAAGAGCCAGCUCCGUGUUUUGGCAGCAGAUGGAGUUGUCCGAGAGUCUUCAUGGUUACCCCAAGUUGCCGGAGUGGCUGUCCACACACCCUUCCCAUGAGAACCGAGCUGAGUAUUUGGACCGACUCAUACCACAGGCUCUCAAACUUCGGGAGGUCUGUAAUUGCCCCCCACUCUCUGGACCAGACCCUCGCUUACUGUUCAAACUCACUGUGAAGCGUUUUCUUGAAGACUUGGAGACAGAGGACCUAAACAUCACUGUCAAGAAGCAGAAAGUGGAUGCUGUGCCCAUUCAGAAGCAGGAGCAGAUACCUCUGACAUACAUAGUUGAAAAAAGAACUACAAGUUGAACUGUAAUGUAUGAACUUGGAGUAUGUGAAGACUACAGUGAUCCUCAUCAUUUUUAUGCAACUCUUGAAAAAUGAUGUUUUAAAUGAAAAAAAAAAUGGAUAUCCAAGGUCAAGUCAUAUGUAUUACAGAUAUCUGAAUUUUUCUAGAUUUUUAUCUUUCAUGAAAUAUUGAUAUAUUCCAACCUAUUUUAAAAUGUUGCCAAUGAGGAAACCAUCACAGAAUAAAUUUAUAUUAUUCCCUUCA
Messenger RNA from Acomys russatus (golden spiny mouse), 2040 nucleotides. RefSeq names its product OMA1 zinc metallopeptidase (gene Oma1). The transcript is spliced from 9 exons. Gene Ontology annotation, cellular component: mitochondrial inner membrane. Gene Ontology annotation, molecular function: metalloendopeptidase activity. NCBI's taxonomy places the organism in Eukaryota, Metazoa, Chordata, Mammalia, Rodentia, Muridae. Bases 15 to 1226 code for a protein of 403 amino acids. The record is from RefSeq and is a predicted model, not a curated record. Gene Ontology annotation, biological process: protein quality control for misfolded or incompletely synthesized proteins; mitochondrial protein processing.